CACGUUAUCCUUACCUUGGGACGCUUUAUACUCCCGCCCUCGCUUCUUCUGCUGCCGGAGCCCCUCGGGAGACGCCAGAUCGAAGAGGCUGGCGUCGCGGGAGGAGCAGCGGAGUCGUCAGCGCGCCACGGAGGCAUUCACGGAGGAGUGACGCGACAUGAACAAGUUGAGCGACUUUGAUAUCCUUUGUUACUCCCUCGGGGGUGACGACUCGCCCCCCUACUACCGGGCCACCGAGAGCUUCGACUUCCCGACGCAGGCAGAGGGAGGGGCUGAAGGUGCUGCCCGCGUGUAUGGCAGCAGUGUGGAGUCGACCAGCCACAUGCCCUCCGCCCCGCCCACGCCGCCCGCCGCCGCCAGAUGGCCCGCCGCGGGAGAGGAGGCCGCCACCCACGCCCCGGAGACGCCCGACCCCGCGGCGGAGGCGGAGCGGCUCACCAUGUACCGCUGCAUCAUCUCCUCCAUCGUCGAGUCCGAGACCAUUUACCUGGAGUGCUUGGACGUGGUGCUGCAGUACAUGAAGGCACUCAAGGCCACCCUCACCACCUCGCAGCCAAUGAUAUCGCCGGACGACUUCUCGACAGUGUUCUACCGCAUCACGGAGCUGCACGCCGCCCACAGCGACUUCCUCAACGGCCUCAAGGACCAGACGAAGCAGUGGGAUGGCACCAGCUCCAUCGGGGAACUGUUUAGAGUCUUAGCAAGCAAGCUGGACGUGUAUGCCACCUUCCUGCAGAAUUAUCCCCGCGCUGUGGAGACAGUGAGGAGGUGCAGCGCCCAGAGUGCACAGUUUGCAGACAUCACCCGGUCCAUCAAGCUGCGCUCCCUCCAGGGUCAGGCUCAGUCCUUGGAGGAUCUGCUCCAUCGCCCUGUUGCAAGGGUGCAGAAAAAUGCUCUAGUCCUCCACGAUCUGCUCAAAUACACCCCAGAAACCCACCCCGACCAUGAAAUCCUGCGUGAGGCCCUGAGGCUCACCCAGAACUUCCUGACGCACCUCUCCAUGCUGCACACUGAGGCCAUGUUCCCCGUGAGUCGCGUCCCCGAGAAGUGCCGGGGGAAGGAGGAUGCUUCUCAGGACCGACCUCAGCGACACCUCGUCCGCAACUCCUUCAUCGUGGAGUUGGUUGAAGGUCACCGAAAACUGAGGCACCUCUUCCUCUUCAACGACGUCAUAGUCUGCGCAAAGUACAAACCAACUGGGCGGUCUGAGAAGUUCACGUUUGAGGUCAAGUGGUACAUCAGCCUUCAUGACAUUGUGGUGAUGAACGACAGCGGCCCCGAGACCCUGAAGGAGGCCAACCCCCCCAAUCUGGUGUCCCUCAAGUCCCAGGCAUCCACCGUGCGGGACCAGCUGAGGCGACACGAGACGGCUGUGGCGGACAACAAAGGGGGUGGUCGCCUUAACAUGGUUCGAAAUGAGAAGCAAAGAAAAAAACUGGCCGAGUUGGAAGCGCAGUUGGUGCUGGCGUCCCCGAACCUCCCCUUCAGGAUAUCCAAGAGGGCCGGCUCGGUGCACACCUUCCUCAUCUCCUCGGAGUAUGAGCGAGACCAGUGGGGCGAGGCCAUCCAGGUGCUGCAGGCUUUAGGUUCUGAUUCCAAGUGCAAGUUUGGCUGGGUACUCCUUAGGCCUCAUUUACUGGAGAGAGGAACAGUUCUUGUUGAAUCUGUCUUACCCUUCUUGCCCCAAGCAAGCCCUGUUGACUCCUCCCAGUCUCUCUUGACUUCUUGUUUCCUCGGGGCCAACACACCAGGGGUCGGGGGCAGCUCCCUCACCCUCCAGGAGCUGCAGACGUGGAUCACUGCCUGCCGCUCCUUCCUCAAGACCAACAUGGGCUCCUUCUUGCUCAAGUCUGGUGUGGACGACUCGCUACUCCUGGGAGACCUUCACAUCGUGGUCUCCAGCCUCCAUGGCCUCACUAGUCCUGCGAAUAUGUACGUGUGCUUUGAAGUGGACUCCUACGGUCACUUCUUCCGGAAAGUGAAGACCAAGAUGACGGAAGGUAUAGAGCCGCACUGGAACCAGGACUUCAUUAUUGAACUGGAGGGAUCACAGACACUGAGGAUACUGUGCUACGAGGAGCACCCCAAGCUUGGCACACAGCUUAGGGAAAAGACGCAUUUGGAGCUUUCCCGUACUUGGCUGAAUGACACACUGACUGAGCGCCGCGUGAGCCUUCAAGACUUGGUGUUGGUGUUGUCAUUCAAGUUCUUGCCUCCAGAAGCAACAUUGAGGAGAGUGCCCACUGGCAAGUCCUCAGGUCUAUUUGGCACCAAUAUUGCUGUUAUCUGCAGACGAGAGAAGAGGAGUGUUCCGUUCAUAGUCACUCGGUGUGUAAGAGAAGUUGAAAGACGAGGAAUGCAAGAAGUGGGGGUCUACCGAGUGUCUGGCCUGGCAUCUGAUAUAACUAAACUCAAAAAGUCUUUUGAGUCAAAUCCAUAUGAAGCAGAACAGUUGAUCAAAGAGGUGGACAUACACUCCGUGACAGGCCUCCUGAAGCUGUUCUUGCGAGAGCUUCCUGAGGCGCUGUACACGAGUGAAUUGUACCCGCGGUUCUUUGAAGCUUACAGUGCAACUGACGCCGAGUACAGAAAGACGACACUGCUCAAGCUCUUCUCGUCCCUCCAUCAGCUGAACCAGUCCAUUAUAGCAUACCUUCUGGAGCACUUGGUGAAAGUCCAUGAAAUGGAGCACUACAACAAGAUGUCUCUCCACAACUUGGCCACCGUAUUUGGCCCAACGCUGCUGCGGCCCGGCGCCAAGCCUGGCAACCCAUCGCCUGCAGAGAAGCUGGCGGCUGGGACGGUGGACGUGAUGGCCCAGGCCGGCAUCCUGCACUUCUUCCUCACCCGGCGUGCCAACAGAGAGCCAAUCCAGGUUGUCACGCAGUGAAUCCAUUCAUCCGCAUCAUUCAUCUGCGUAUUCUGUACAUAUUUUUCUUGUACUCUUGAUACAUAUAUUCCUUUUCAUGCCUCUGUCUCAUGCUGGGAAGUGAGGAAAUUCCUAAUGAUUUUGUUGGAUUUUUUUUGGUGAUUAAGCACAGGCUAUAUUUCAUGAAAGGCACAUUGUCUAAAAUAAUAUUCUUGAUGAGUGGUAUAUAGAAAAUUUAUAUGUAUUUAGACUGUUAUAUUAUACAAGUAUAUAAGUGCAUAAUUGGAAUUAUGAUGAUAUUAAUGGCAAAUAUAUUGAUGAAUGGAAAUUACAUUUAUUGGUUGUUAAUACUUCCACUUUAUCAUUCUUAUAACAGUAUUUAACAGAAUAUUAUAUCCUUCCUGCUUUCGUUGGUUUCAGUGUAAGCAUUCAACAUAUUUUAGCAUGUCGUGUCUGAGUACUAGUGUCUCAGUGCUUUGUGUUGGCUUGUUGGUCGGUGAGGCGGUACAAACGUUAUUUAUCUUGCAUACAAAGUUAAAAGGUCAUGUAUGUUUGGCUUUCCUAUGUUGGUGUGGGCAAUUAUCCAUUCAUGCCUUUGGUAAGUAAAUCAAAUAUGUAGAUAUUGCUUUGCAUCCCCUUCACCCGCACUCCAAAGGAAAGGGGAUUCUGUUGACGGAUGCUUCAACCUGAAGUUAUAUGUCUGCAUGGUAAGGUGUAGUCAAGACAUAAAUCAUAAUUUGUAUUUAUGCCUCUACCAUGAAAAGUAAAAACAUGUAUGUGCCUACACCAAGAUUUUUGCUAUUUUCAUCUUGCAGGAAACACAAAUUCUGAACGUGCAUACAGGUGUUGUCUUUUCGGGUGUAGGGAUAACAUAAUCUGUACUAGCAAGAUGAUGAUCAUGCUAUUUGCUGGAAGUUAUUUCAUAAUAUAAUAUUCUGUUAUGUUGCUGGAGUAAUUUAUGAAGUUCAAGCACUUAUUUCUAUUGAAAUUAGUGAAAAAAGUUAUAUCCCUUGGUGUAUCUUGUUAAAAAGAAGCCAUUAUUUGGAUGUGAUGUCGUAAAGCAUAUAUACCCUUCCAUUAUUGUCUUGCAGAUCAAAUUCUAAAGUUUUAUAAUGUUGAAAGAGUUAAUGACAGGAAUUAUCUGCUCUGAAGGUUCAGCCAGUCCUGCUGCCCUGAUGGGGGAGUGAGUGAGUGUGCUCGUGUUUUUCACCUCUGAGAGCCACGGCCUUUACUUUCCCUAUUCUGAGAUACUGCUGUGGUUGAGAGACUGCUGUGGUGAAGCGCUAGACUUGAAUCAUUUUAUUCCAUGUAGAUCUUUGAAAGUACAUUGAGCAUUUGGGUAUCUUCAUUAAGUACAUGUGUCUUUGGCUCUACAGUCCCGAGAGUCCUUAGCCAUUCCUGAGAUGAUGAUCUCAAGUGAUUUCCUUGUUAUAAACAGUGUUUCUGUAUUGCUCAGUUUUGUUUCACUUUUCUCUUAGGUUUGGGCUGGGUAUUGUCAUUCUAAAGGAAUGUUGCCAUAAGUAUAUUUUCUUAUUUGUAUUCCAGUGAUUAUGGUAUUUAAGUUUAAGCCAUUACUACUGUGAUAAAUUUGUUGUGCAUGAUAACCUUUUCUUUAUUUAGUUUAUUCUGAGGUAUUUGUGUUCUUUCUAAGGUUGCAUGUUUGGUCAGCCUGCAGAUGUCUUGUUCUAACUAUUCCUGGUGGAACAGAGCUGCCUUAGACUUGAAGCUUCAAACAAGCUCUUAGCAACGUCAAGCUGUCCAAGUCUAGGCUAGCUGUCCUGAGAGUCUUGCAGCACUCUCCAUUAAUGGAGAGGAGUUUUUUAGGUGUCCAGAGCAAUGUUGUUUGUUUAAAUCCUCACCAAAGCUGAAGAAAAUUGGUUUGAAUCAUAUCAUAAUAGACUCACUCUGCCAACAGUGCUUCUAAAGUAACCAUGUGUUCAGAACCCUCUAAUGCCUUCAUGAUAGUCAACAGCCAAAAGCUUUCACACUUUUGGGUAAUAACUGAGGCCUUGUACACCACAAGAUGUGCACGCUGUGGUGCACAUUCUGCUCUGCCCAGGGGAUAUAUGCCUAAUGUUUUAUAUAUCUAUGCUAUGUACAUUUGCAUAAUUCGAUCUGAUGAAGCUAAAUUUCUUGCACCCUCAGAAGCUUCAUUCUCUGUGGCUUCCCCGGGUGCAAACAGCAACUGGUCAUGAUUCACAUGCUGUAAGCUGUACAUGUGAUGAAGCGUGUUAGAUAUUUGGGGGCAAACUAAAGUGAAGAAUGUAUUAAUUGCCUUUUGAAUAAUACUCUUUGCUCAUAGAUAUGAAAUGUGAGUAAGAAUUAUGUUAGAUAUGCUUGUGUAGGUGUAGAUAUUUGUACAUAUAUAUUUGUACAUUGUGCUUAUUUUGUACAUUUAAAUAUUAUGAUUGCACUUGUGUAAAUGUAUUGCUGGAGACACACUACAUAAAUUAUGUUCUAUUUGUAGAUGCUUUAGCAGAGGUCAGCCCCAGGAGGCAGUGUCCUUCCUGAGAGAAUAUGCAGGGCUCAAUUUUUAUUUAUAUAUUUUUUUGUGAGUGUGUAUUUCUGAAAACUUAAUCUAUCUUAUUGAUUUGCAGCCACAAAUACAGACUUAAGAAAGAUGAAAACAACUAGUCUGCAUAUCAUGCCAAAUAUUGAAGGUGCCUGUAAAUGAUACACAAGGCUAACAAGUAGUAAAAGAUGCUGUGUCCAGCAAGGAAGCAAAUUUUUAAAUGAAAUAGUCGUCAAGUGUGGUGAUGAUAUGCAUAACUAAUAAGAUGGUUUCAUAUCAAGUACAAGUAGCCUUUUUUUAAUGAACCUUGUCCAUGAAAAUUCUACAACAUAUUAAAUGGCAAGUUUGUUGUAUUUAUGUAACAUUUGUAUUCAUGUAUGAUAAUGUUGGUAAGUUAACUAAUACAACAAUUCCUCUCGUGUAAUCAUAUUGAUACAGGGAUGUUUGUGGUAUAUUUCAUUCUCAACAGAGAAGCAUCUUGAAAGUUUGAAUAUUAAAACUUCAUCAUCAUUUUGGCUUAUUAUUUCUUUAAAGGAAACUGUUGACCCAACUGUUGUUAGUGAAAAUGCUGUUGGGUGAUGCUGGGCAGCAUGCCUUCCAUACAAAGGAAAUAGUCUCAGUAUUUAAACAUUUAUAUAUGUAAAGUUUUAACUGUGAACUUCCUACAUUAUUUUAUUCUCAAAUAAUAACCAACCUUUAAGAUAACUAACAUUGAUGGUUUUUCCUACUGUGAAUGGAGUUCAGGCUCUGGAUUAUAUGAGUACUUACAUGCUACAUUCAAUGUCAUAGUGUGUGUGUGUGUGUGUGUGUGUGUGUGUGUGUGUGUGUGUGUGUGUGUGUGUGUGUGUGUGUCCCAUGUGGAAACUAGGCCAAGGUCUUCCAUCCAUUGGCUCCAAGAUUAAUUCAUAUGUAGCAUAUUCUUUAUACAGAUGACAAUUUGUAUGCAUGUUUGUAUGUAUGCAGGUGGGUGUGAAUGUGUGCAUGCAGGCAGGCAUACCUUUAAUAUUUACAUGUGCUAUUGGUUCAUUUUAUUAUAUGUGUACAUGUGCAAUAUAAUGAACCCUUUCCGUAACAUUUCCUUUCCUGACACACAGGACAUACCUUCUUGCUACCUCCUAUGUUCAUUCAUAUUUAAAUGGAUACCGAAUAUACAAGUAAGGUACUUGCCCAGGUGUACAUAUUCAAGAUUUCUGAUGACCACAUCCCAUUUCUAAAUUUGCUGUAUCACAACCACUUGUGGCAACAUGUCUACCAGCAUCCCUCGAAAGGUUUGUUCGCGGGACAGGGGUUGGGAAACACAGUAAUGGACCAGAAGCUGUAUUUUUGCAUCUAUUGUAUACAGAGUUGUAUUUGUACUUAAAGAUAUGUAGAAAC
This is a messenger RNA of Eriocheir sinensis (Chinese mitten crab), 6755 nucleotides long. Its product is annotated as active breakpoint cluster region-related protein-like. Gene Ontology annotation, biological process: positive regulation of GTPase activity; intracellular signal transduction. The coding region runs from base 158 to 2890 and encodes 910 amino acids. Gene Ontology annotation, cellular component: membrane. The record is from RefSeq and is a predicted model, not a curated record. Gene Ontology annotation, molecular function: GTPase activator activity; guanyl-nucleotide exchange factor activity. Lineage: Eukaryota; Metazoa; Arthropoda; Malacostraca; Decapoda; Varunidae. The transcript has 15 exons.